AAAGUCAGACGCUAGACACAAGUCUUUCCGUCAAUCUUUUUGUAAGUAAAUCAACAUCUUUGGCAAGGUACAAACAGCAGUUUGACGGCUGAAGAAUGGCGAGAAAACGAUUGUAAACACACUGACAUUAUGUACGCAACGAAAGGUCCCAGUUUGAGAAUUGGAGAAGACGACCUAAAGUGUAAAAAUGGUUGCGGAUUUUAUGGUACGCCAGAAUGGGGGGGUUAUUGUUCUCAGUGCAACAGAGAACAACGGAGGAAGACUGGCCACAGCAGUUUAUCUUCAGUUGAAAGAGGACACAGUACUGAAGGACAGUCAAGAACUUCUGUUGCUGGAUUUACAAAAUUUGAAGUUAAGAAGCGUCAGCAAGCUGAAAAAAGAACAAAGCUGCCAAAAUUUUUCAAGAAAACCAAAGAUGCUGGAAGAACUGAACUGCUCCAUGAAACGCAUGUCAGAACUCCAGAACUUGAAAAACUGCAGCAAGAGCAUCAAGCUUUGUUUGAGGCUGUUGGACAGAGGGCUGAUCAGGAUGUUCACAAAUAUGUGCAUUCAGUAAUAAAGGCGGUUUCUAAAAGUGCAGAACAAAUCACAGCUAGUGAUGCAGAUGUGUCAGAGGUUGUGCAGAACUUUUACCAGAAUUUUGCAAAACGUAUGGAUGCAAGUGCCAGUUACAUUGGUCUCACACAGGAGGACAAGGAAAUGCUUUUGGAUUAUUUUGAGAAAUAUCUUAUGGUUGCUGUGUAUAGACUACUGUUUUGUCCUCCUUGGACAACUGAUGAAGAAAAGGAUUUAGCAAUCCAAAACAGGAUACGGCAACUGAGUUGGGUUAGUGCUAAACAUUUGGACUGCAGAAUUGAUGAAACAAAUUUAGAAGUUCGUGAUCUUGUGUACACUGCUAUCACAGAUAUUUUGGGAAUGGAUUCAGCAAAGGCACCACAAGAUAAGUUGGGUUGUGUGGUACGCUGUUGCCGAAAUAUUUUUUCACUCCUGCAGCAGUCUGUAGGAGGUCCAGCAUCAGCAGAUGAUUUCCUCCCAGCAUUAAUAUUCAUUGUUUUAAAGGCAAAUCCAGCAAGGCUGAAGAGCAAUAUCAACUACAUUACUCGAUUCUGUAAUGCUAGCCGUCUUAUGUCUGGUGAAGGAGGCUAUUACUUUACUAAUUUGUGUGGUGCUUUGUUUUUUAUUGAAAAUUUAACAGCUGAAUCCCUUAACAUGCCUGUUGAAGAAUUUGAUCAAUAUAUGUCUGGAGAAUUAGCACCUCCAAGUACUUGGGAGUCAGCACUCCUGAUGUGUGAGGGAAUGCAUUUAAUGUAUGAGAACUUGGCAAUGUUGGAAGAUUUAAGAACAAGGCAUGAAAGUCUUAUGAAGGGAAUAGCAGAACUUAAAGAGAAAAUAUAUAAUUCUGAGAAUGAAGUGACUGUGAAAGUUGAAGCUGUUCUGGCACGCACGCCUCUCAAAAUUCGCCCAAGGAAGACUCCAACCAAUAUUGACUCGGAUGAUCCAACAUGCCAGGCCUUGCCCCCACCAAUUACUCCACAGGUUGUUGCUCUAAAAACUGAGCUUCCAAAGAAAACCGAUGAAACACAGUGUUUAACUGAUAAGAAAUUACCAAUUCAAGAAGCAGAGUUGUUUUUAACAGAUUCUAUUCCUGCUUCUACAUCUUAUGACUACCUUUCUUCACCUUCUCCAGGGUUUGGGUUUUCUGAUGACCUCAAUGGACUGGCAACACCAGAUGAGAUCUUUGCCGCCCAGGAGAGUUUGAGUUUUGUCCAAGGAUUAGCAUCAGUUAAUUAUGACAUUGAUAUUUCAGAUCUCAGUACAGAAAAUAGCUGUGCUGAUGAUCCUAUUUCACGCACUUCUCCUAAAGCUGAUGUGACUUUACCUAUUGAAACAAAACCUAUUGACGAAUCAGCUUCGUCACUCUUAGACAGCACUGAAUCUCCGACUGGGGGCCUUCUUCCUUCUCCGAUAAAACCGGUGUUAACAGCAGAGUAUCAUGGCUUAAAACCGGUGUUAACAGCAGAGUAUCAUGGCUUCUCCUCACAAGGACCACAAAUACCAAGCAUACCAUGUGAUACAGGAGAUACGAUGGUAGUACUUCCAGAACCACAGUCAUUAGCAGCCUCUAAUACUGCCAGAGAAGUAUUGAGUCCUGUGAGAAAUGACAGGUAUGGCUCACAUAAUUCAAGCCAGGUGACUUCUAGUAGCAGGCAGAAUUCUAGUCAAGUAGAAGAAACUUUAGUAAAGGCACUAAGUGAAGUAAUGAACACUUUUGAUAAACUCUUUUGAUAAGUUACAUGUGUUUGUGUAUAUUUUGCAUCACAAUUUCUUUCCUUAAAGUACAAAAUAUUCAGGAUAUGGUUCAGAAUUUACUUUUGAUUUUAUAAAUAAUGUACAUUUUAUAACUAGAAUCCACACAUUUGAAAGACUGCAGUUGUCAGUUGUGAACUGCUAUUUGAAAUUCGUUUUUAUUUAAAUAUGUGAUUUUUAUCAAGGUAAUUAGUAGUAUUUUGUUUGUAAAAUACAAACAUUAAUUGGUGUUCCACACAAAUUGUUCAUAACAUUACUAAAAUUAUCCUGACAUUAGUUGAAUUCUUGAUUAGCGGUUGGCAAGUCUUGAUAGAAGAACAGAAAGAAACACUCUUUUCACAUUGAAAAUGUAAAUGAAGUGUUUACUUUUGUUCUUGAAAUCAUAAUGGUUAAUGAUAUGUCACUCACUGCAUAAAAAAAAACUUCAGUUGUUGGGUCAGUGGAAAUCUAAGAAAAUAAACUCCACAUGUUAGACAGUUGUGAUAAGACUGAUUUGUAGUAUGCAACCAUUACUGAAGGAUGUGUUAGCAUUGUACAGAAAAUGAAUUACUUUACAGAACUCAUUGGUCUGCUUAGAUCAGUGAAAAAUAGUUUGAGUGUUCUUUAUCCACAUUGUAGUUAGACUCUUUAUUUGAAUUUUAUCCCAUUUACAGUAUUCGUUAUUGAUAGUAGACACUCUUCAUGACAGCAUCAACAUAUGAAAUAACUACACAAUUUUUAAUGAGGUUUCUGAUCAUUAUUAGAGACUGCACCAUAAGCAGGAUGAAUGUAUUGAGGAGUAUUUGGAGUUUGUUGUAACUGACAUCAAUAAUUUUUUUUUUCAUUUCCUUCCUUUCUUGUUUAAUUCCUUGUGUUUUACGAAUAUAUAUCUAACACCAGAUGUGAUACUUCUGUAUGCAGUUACACCAAUACCAGAGUUACUAUCUUUGCAUAUUAAUUCUGUUGUACAUUUCAGCUGUAUUCAUCAUUGCUCACUUACUUUAAUAUGUAUUGAUGUAGAGACAUCUACUGUAUAAAGACUUGUAACAAUGACAAUGUAAAAUGUUAUACGUUUAUUUCAAACUGUGAUCAUGUUAAAUAUAUUUAAGUAAAUGCCUGAAAAUCA
Molecule: messenger RNA, 3412 nt
Organism: Schistocerca americana (American grasshopper)
Lineage: Eukaryota; Metazoa; Arthropoda; Insecta; Orthoptera; Acrididae
Gene: Rabex-5
Product: rab5 GDP/GTP exchange factor
Exons: 11
Coding region: 130-2286 (718 amino acids)
Biological process (GO): vesicle-mediated transport
Cellular component (GO): endocytic vesicle; cytosol
Molecular function (GO): guanyl-nucleotide exchange factor activity; small GTPase binding; zinc ion binding
Source: RefSeq, a predicted model, not a curated record